AUGGGGCUCAUGGCUAUUGUCGAGGUCGAAGAGAUCGAUCCUCCCAGUCGAAUCGGAUCGGAGGAUAAGGCUGACCCCUCUGCCCAAGUUGAGUUGAGUGACGACGCUUCAACCUGUAGUGAUGCCGACUCCUGGAACGAGCCAGCCUUUUACUACGACGAGAUCGAAUGGAAGCACGAAGAGGCAGCCUACAGCUACGGCGCUGAUAUCCGUGACGAAGCCAAGACCAUCGUAUCCACAGGCGACGGAACGGACUUCAAGGACCGCGUUGCAACGGAUAUCAUAGCACAAGCUGUGUACGAAAAGGGUGAUAGCGAUAUGGUGAAUUGCGGGUCAUCAUGGGACCAAGAAAAACUCGAGCCAGAGAUGAUGAAACUGAACAAGCGCGAAGACCUCGCUUCGUUCUCCCCCCUAAAACUAUACUCGAUACCAAUGAAGAGGAGAGAGAGGUAUGAAAGCUCAAGGCGUGGGAGCAUGAUGCUAUUGGGUUGGAGGAGUACGAAACAGUGCGAUGCCAAGAGCAAGCAGCUGCUCAGGUAG
Molecule: messenger RNA, 540 nt
Organism: Alternaria infectoria
Lineage: Eukaryota; Fungi; Ascomycota; Dothideomycetes; Pleosporales; Pleosporaceae
Exons: 2
Coding region: 1-540 (179 amino acids)
Source: RefSeq, a predicted model, not a curated record